UGGCAGCACUUGCCAAUCUCUGCCAUGUAAUGAAUUUACUGUGUUAAUCCGGAUUUGACAAUAUGUAUGUUCGAUGGCAGUAUCCUCAAGAUCACAGAGAUGGAACCAGUACACGUGAACAAACAAGACACACUUGUCUGCAGUAGCACAUGUUGAACCAAGCCACGUGAUGUUUCAGCCUCUAUGAGGGAAACUGACCUGGCUAGGCUUUAUCAUAUUGAUAAGUGAAGAAGAAAAAUGCCACUUCAAGCCCCACAGUGGACAGACUUUCUGUCCUGUCCAAUAUGCAACAGUAACUAUGAUGGAAAUAUUCAUCAACCGAUUAGUCUUGGUUGUGGACAUACAGUAUGCAAAGCUUGCUUGCUCAAGCUUCAAUGCCUGCAGUGUCCGUACGACCAAACGCAGAUCAGCAGAGAGAUCGAGGAGCUGCCUGUUAACUCUGCAUUGCUACAGCUGGUGGGGGCGUCUCCGCCAGCCAAUGAGAAAAUCCCGCUCACCGGGCAGGACCUGCAGCUGUAUAAGACAGCGAGGCGCCUCAUUGAACAGAUAGCACUCUACUUACAGCCCACUGGGGCUAUUCAGCUGAGUAGGCCAAUGCAGCGCAAGUUAGUGACGCUAAUUAACUGUCAGAUGAUCGAGUCGGACGGCCGGGGCAGGACGAUGCGCUCGAUUCGCUCGCUGGCUGAGCGAAGUGCCACCGAGCUCAUCCUGCAGCACCAGAAUCCGCAGCAGCUGUCAGCGAACCUGUGGGCUGCCGUCCGCUCACGCGGAUGCCAGUUCCUCGGACCCGCCAUGCAGGAAGAAGUGCUGAAGUUGAUCUUGCUGGCGCUAGAGGACGGUUCGGCCCUGUCCAGAAAAGUGCUCGUACUCUUUGUUGUGCAAAGACUUGAGCCGCACUUUCCACAGGCUUCAAAGACCAGCAUCGGGCACGUCGUCCAGCUUCUGUAUCGCGCAUCCUGUUUUAAGGUCGCCAAGCGGGACGGAGACUCGUCGCUGAUGCAGCUGAAGGAUGAGUUUCGCACGUACGAGGCCCUGCGCAGGGAGCACGACGCGCAGAUCGUACAGAUCGCGACCGAGGCUGGCCUCCGCAUCGCCCCCGACCAGUGGUCGUCGCUGCUCUACGGCGACACGAUCCACAAGUCGCACAUGCAGUCCAUCAUUGAUAAGCUCCAAACCCCUCAGUCGUUCACACAGAGCAUACAAGAACUAGUGAUAGCACUACAGCGCACCGGCGAUCCACACAACCUCUCUCACCUUCGACAGCCUUUAGAACUCCUGGCCAACAUCGAUCCAAGCACUGACGCUCCCGCGACGGACUGGCGUGCGAUCGAGACGUCGCUGCAGGCGCUCAAGGUCAUCCUCGACGGCCUCGUGCAGUUCAUCCAGCAGAACGCGACACACAAGCUCACCGAGUCGACGCAUCUGAUGCACGCCGGCAAGUACAAGACGAGCAUGUGCCGCGACCUUCAGCAGGUUGGCGGAUGCCCGCGCGGACUCAACUGCACCUUCGCGCACUCACAGGAUGAGCUCGAAAAAAAUAGAAGUAGAAGUAGGAAGAACAACCCAUCCAUGAAAAGCAGCAAUGCUGUCUCCGAUAAGUUGCCCGGGGGAUUCAACAGGCAGUCGGCAGAUGUAAAACCACCGGAAAGUGUCCUGUCCGAAAAAGCCGACGUGUUCAAGCCAAAGUUGAGUGAUGUGCAGCCGACACCGUUGCCAGCAGUCCAGCCCGUGCCGAUGAUAAGGGCACUGGUGCCCACCCCAGAUCACCCGGAAGCAUUGUUGUUCCCUACGCCUCCCGUACGCGGCUUUCUGCCGAUGGAAGGCAUGGUGCAGCAGCAGCAACAGCAGCAGCAGGGACAGCAGGGUGCGCCAGCCGUCGCCGGCCUGCACCCGGGCGUGGCGGCGGCCCACGCGCUGCCCGGCGCGCGGCAGCAGCCGUUCUAUGGCGGCUCGCCGGCGCCGUACCAGGCCGUGUACGGUGGCGACCUCCAGCGGUCCAUGUACCAGGCACAGCCCGAGUCGAUGUCGUAUCCGAUGAUGGAGAGCUACACUCUCAAGGAGGUGCCCGCGGGACACAUGAUGCAGCAUUCUCACACUGCCAUUCCCGACUCCUUCCAGAACGCGGUGGCGUUUCAGAGCGAGCAAAUUGCCCACCAGCAGAUAAAGAUUGCUGCGUUACAUCAGCGGAAGAAGGAGAUACUGUUGGAACUCGACCAGUGCCAGUCGCAGAUGGUCGCGCAGACGACGCUUCCCACGCCAUCGUCCGCAGUCAAUUCGGUUAGCUGUGCGUCUACGCACCCUCAGUACACAGUAAGUACCAGGGGUGCCAUCUACGCAAACACACACAAGCACCGUACGUCGGUACGGCUCUAAUUGUGGUUGAUUUGAAUGCGAUUCAAAUCAACCAAAAUUGGAGUAAAUUCGGUUAGCUGUGCAUCUACGCAC
Priapulus caudatus is the source of this 2445-nucleotide messenger RNA. RefSeq names its product roquin-1-like. The transcript has 15 exons. NCBI's taxonomy places the organism in Eukaryota, Metazoa, Priapulida, Priapulimorpha, Priapulimorphida, Priapulidae. Gene Ontology annotation, molecular function: metal ion binding. Bases 238 to 2373 code for a protein of 711 amino acids. The record is from RefSeq and is a predicted model, not a curated record.